Brassica oleracea var. oleracea is the source of this 2303-nucleotide messenger RNA. Its product is annotated as small G protein signaling modulator 1. Gene Ontology annotation, biological process: activation of GTPase activity. Bases 119 to 2260 code for a protein of 713 amino acids. Gene Ontology annotation, molecular function: GTPase activator activity. The record is from RefSeq and is a predicted model, not a curated record. Lineage: Eukaryota; Viridiplantae; Streptophyta; Magnoliopsida; Brassicales; Brassicaceae. The transcript is spliced from 11 exons.
GAGACGAGAAGAAGAAGAAGAGAAAAAAAAAAGGAACAAACUUUACGUCACCCAUGAAAAAAUGGAGAUCGGAGAAGAUCAUCCUCCAUGACCAUUGACCCCCUUCAGAGGAGUUGUAAUGUGUUCUGGUGGAGAGGGGAAGCAAUGGAGCUGUGGGAAAGCAGGAGUGGUGAGUUUGCAGAAAGUUGGAUCUUUGGUUCGAGAUUUGAGCGAGCCUUGUCUCUCUCAAUCACACAUUCAGAUCGGCAAAAUGCUUAAGCCAGAGAAGUGGCAAGCGUCUUUUGAUAGUGAAGGAAGAGUUUCUGGUUUCCAAAAGGCACUCAAGUUAAUCAUUUUAGGGGGAAUUGAUCCGUCUAUUAGAGCUGAGGUUUGGGAGUUUCUACUUGGCUGUUAUUCGCUGAGCAGCACCUCUGAGCACCGUAACCAACUCAGGGCUGCUCGAAGGAAACGGUACAAUGACUUGCUCAAGCAAUGCCAGACGAUGCAUUCAAGCGUGGGAACUGGUUCGCUUGCCUAUGUUGUGGGGUCUAAAGUCAUGGAUAUGCGGAAAUCUUAUAGAGAUGAGGCAGUAAAGGUUGCUACUACAGAUGAAAACAGAGAAGAAGCUUCUGUAGACGAUAAUAAUGAUAAUGCUAAUGCAGAGAGUCAUCACAGUGAUUGGAGUAGUAAUAAUGGUGGUGCUGAUACAUCUCAUGUACACAGAAGGGGGAGUUCUAGUGAGUCUGUUGAUUUAGCAAGCGGAAGAGAGAGUCCCGAGAGCGUAGUGUACAACACUUCCUCUUUCGUAUCUGCUUCUAGUCCGUAUGGCUUUCCUUCCCCUGACGGUUACUUUGACUUCCCCUCGCUGCCGGUUACAGAUUUGUUUGGGAGGAAUAGUUUAGAUCAGAUAGAGGUUUCUACUCCAGACAAGGAUGCUUCAUUGCACAGGGAGCUAAGAACUGCUAAUGCUGACUUAGUUAGAGAACAACAAAGAUCCACUUCAGAGAUAGAAGAGGUGCGUCCGGAUUCUGUUGAUGGAUUGAGAAUAUCAGAUGUGGCAUCAGUGAAGGAGUCUCCCUCUCGUGUUGGGAAUGUCACAGAAGAAGGAGUGUCUGAAUGGCUUUGGACGUUGCAUCGAAUAGUUGUUGAUGUGGUGAGGACGGAUGGCCACCUUGAGUUCUACGAGGAUCCAGGGAAUCUAGGAAGAAUGUCGGAUAUACUUGCCGUUUAUGCUUGGGUUGAUCCUGCAACUGGUUAUUGCCAAGGAAUGAGUGAUUUAGUCUCUCCUUUCGUGGUUCUUUUUGAAGACAACGCUGAUGCCUUUUGGUGCUUUGAAAUGCUCAUAAGAAGAACGCGAGCGAAUUUCCAAAUGGAGGGACCAACAGGAGUGAUGGAUCAGUUGCAAUCACUGUGGCACAUACUGCAACUCACAGAUAAAGAUAUAUUCUCUCACUUGACGCGUAUUGGUGCUGAGAGUCUUCACUUUGCCUUCCGUAUGCUUUUAGUCCUGUUCCGGCGAGAGUUGUCUUUCAAUGAAGCUCUCAGAAUGUGGGAGAUGAUGUGGGCAGCUGAUUAUGACGAAUCUGUUGCUGAAACUCUGGAGAAUGAUUGCUUGGAGCCUCUGGUGAUUCAGCUUCCAAGUAAAUCCAAAGCUGAGGUGAGUGAAGAAACUAUAUAUGAUAGUAUAAAGAGGGAGCCACCAGCAACUUCAAAGAGCGGGCCAAUUUCAAAGAGCAGCGGUUUGUUGUCUAUGAGCGGUUUGCUGCCGAAGAGCGGUCCCUUGCCAAAGACCACUGGUCCACUCUCUGAGGAGAGUGGGAUGAAGUCAUCAUCGUCCUCCGCAUAUCACUUCUGUGGUUUGACAAGAAGUCUCUGGUCAAGGAACGAUAGAACAACAACAACACAUGCCCCUUGUGUAGUCUCUUCCAUCAGGAAAGGGGAUGAUGCUCUUCCUGUCUUUUGCGUGGCGGCGAUUUUGAUUAUGAAUCGGCAUAAGAUCAUGAAAGAGACUCGCUCCAUUGAUGACAUGAUACAGAUUUUCAAUGAUAAGGUUCUUGUGUUUAGCGUGAGAAGAUGCAUACGCACAGCCAUUAAACUUCGCAGGAGAUACGUGUACAAGAGUCAGGUAAUCAAGACCAAGAGCCACACUCAGUCUCAGAAUCAAGACCAGGUUCAAAUCCAGCAUCAAACUCAUAUGGAGAGCAAGAAGCUGGAAGAGACUCAAAGCCAGAGGCAAACACAAAGUUUACAUCAUACUUCUGCCACUCAGAAUGGUGACUAGUCAGAUUCUACUUACUAUAGUAUAAUAAAGAUUAAACAAAAAG